CAUAUGCAGCUCGAGUCCUCGUCGUGUACUCGUCGAUCAUAUAUACUUCCUUCAGUCGGUCACUUUCCCGCCGUUUUACUCGCAUGGUCGGCAACGGCUUUUUUCCUCUCCGACAGGGCAAAAUAUGACCUGCUUGUGUCCCAAGAAAGAUUCAAUCAAAGCCAUGACCAUGAACGAAAGCUACUAAUUUCCUGCGCUUCAAAUAGACCCUACCCAGAUAAUGUUCCUGGACAGCAUAAUCCAACGGAGACUAGCGUCUCUAUUGCAGCCCUGGUUGCGAGAAGAGCCGGAGUUGGAAGUCAAAUUAGGGUUUAUAAAUUCUCAGGCGGUCGCGAAGGACUUGCGCUUCGACACUUCGGUUCUCAACCAGCUCUUCGACGAGCCCUCUCGUCUUUCCUUCAAAGAGGUCACCGUCGAACGCUUGAGCUUCUGGUUCUCGAAUUGGUAUGUCCCCGCCUUCAAGAUCGAACUUAAAGGCAUCCAUGUGACUCUAUCACCUGGGGAGGUGAUGGAAGAGGGACGUUCGAGAAGGGUGGGGGAACCAAAGGAUACGUUUUCCGUGGCUAUGAAGAAGACGCUUUCCAUGCUUGAUCCUGAGGGUAGUGCUUUGCAUGACAUUCUUGAAAGGAUCUUUGCCACCAAGCCUUCAAGAAAUCGGUUUAAUACAUCUUUUUUCAUUCUUAUGCUCAAAUACUGUCAACUUCAGACGCAUGAUAUCAGUCUGAAUGUGGAGUUCCCCAUCUCGAAUGAUUCGUUUAUGUAUUGGUCGAAAAUAAAGGAGUUCAAUGCAGAAUCUCAAUGUCUCCCUCAUGGCUGUCUUGCUAGGGGUAUUUUUGGUGCAAUUUUUAUACCUUUGAAAAAGAUCACUUAUAUUGCCAAUGGUAGUGGUUUCGAGAUUGGCUGCAAGAGAAAAGAUCAAAUUAACCACUUGCUACUGUCAAAAGAUCUGUUCGCUCAAAUCAAUUUGGAUGAUCUUCAUCUUGUGGACUUCAUUCUUAGGGUUCCAGAAUUAAGCUUGUUUUUUUCUCCAGCUGAUGUUUCUAUGUAUUCAGCAUUGGGUAAAAUAUCUCCCAAAGAACCUAAGCAUGCUAGAGAUGGUAGACAACUGUGGAAAUUAGCUGCAAGCAAAGUUAGCCAUGGAACUUCAGCUCCCAGAUUCUCAUUACAUAAACUUGUUAUUGUUGCUCGUCUCUGGCUACAUUAUGUCAAUGCAUAUGAGCAUAUAUUGUCACUAAUUGGAUAUCCUGCCAACCACUUUUUAGAAAGAUUUUGUACUGAGAUAUCCAAGGACAAAAUGGUUUUGAGUUCUGCUUGUUACCAUUGGAAGUUGAUCACUGAUGUUGAGAAAGAGCUGCCUGCUGAAGCUAUUUCACAGGCACGGCGCGUUGCCCGUUACAGAGCAGCAUCCAGUGUACAAUGUGUCAAAGAAACCAACAAUGAAUCUGUUGUUGAUAAUCACUUCAAGAUUAUUUCCAAGAUCCUUCAUCUACUAGCAUUUAUUUUGAAACUCAUAUGCAACAUGCUCCUAGUAGUUGUAAAAUUAUUAUGUUUGAGGAAAGUUUUGGCUCAAGAGCCAAAAGAUGAUGGGCACUGUGGACCUAUAUCUGAAGAUCCCUAUUCACGCAGUUGCUUCAUUUUGAACCUUGGGAAAAUUUUAAUCACUAUCUGUCAAAUGGAAGAAAUACAACCUUCUGUAAAUGAGAAGUUAAAAUCACAUAUCGGGAUCUCUUAUUCCAAUCUCCUUUCGUUCUCUCUUUCAAUUGAUGAAGUGUUACUAGUAUAUGGACGAAAAACUUGUGAACAGUCUUUCUUUUUAUCCUGUGGGCAAUUGAAGAUUAAUUCAUCAUCUUCUAUGGGGGCUUCCCUUAGGAAGGUCAAGUCAAAAAAUCAUUCCAGUUUUGUAAAACAACAUAGGAAGCCGAAGGAGGGAGUUAAUAAUCUUUCUGUUUUGUGGUCUGAGCCUGCACAAAAGUUCUUCCUUCCAGAAACUAGUCAUUCUGGCUCUGGUGCUGCUGAUGAAGCUACUUGCAGACCGAUUCUGGAAAACUUUCUGGAAGAAAUGUGGUUGAGUUGGGAAAGAGCUUGUGUGAAAUUUGAAGAAAGUCAUAUUGCAUAUUCAGAGAAUCCAAGCCUUCUCUGUGAGAUCAAAAACUUUUUGACAUAUUCUGGAUCUUUGAAAUGCAGUUUGAUACUAGGAAAGCUGAAUUUGGCUUUGGAAUAUUCAUCAAUAUUAUCAAUAUAUCUGCUUCUUAGGCAUACACAAGGUGUCCUAAGCUGGGCUAAGGACUGUGGGAAAGCAAGAAUUCUUUCAGAUUCUUCACGAAGCGUAGAUGAACAACCAGAAAUCAGGAUGGAUAGUAAAUACAAGUACAAUGGUAGCAGAUUGAAGACAGCCUUGCUUAAAGUGCUUCCUGAAAAAAAUGUUGAACUUGGGAUACUUAUAACUGGUCCUCACAUCCGCAUGUCAUUGAGAAAGGAAUUUGAUGAUAUGAAUAAAAACAUGAGCCAUACAGUCAAUCACGAUGAUUUUCACUUUGCUUUUGAUGUUCAUAACAUUGAAGUUGCUGUUUGGCCAACUUCCAGAACAGAUCUGGCAUCAUUGGUUGGGCCUCAAGGUUCUGAAGAAGCUGAAAAGAAAUGCCUCUUGUUUAAAGAGCCUCAUAUUAUUGAUGUUCCUAAAUCGAAUAAUGAAAAGUAUGUGUCUCAUGGUUGUAUUUCACUUGUUUCAUAUUUGCAAUUUAAUGGUUUAAAUGCUUAUGUGGAGGACUCAGUGAAGUUACAACAAAGUCAAAUUUUGGAAUCAAAGCCCAUGACACUCCAGUUAUCGUCUUUCAGGGAGUGUGUUCAUACAUUUGGUACAGCUAUUGUCGCUUUCUCAGCAGCUUUGUGUGGGAGUGCUAUGGGAUUCUCUGUUUUAUCAUAUAUGGACGAGUUGUAUGUUCUCUUUCAGGUGGUUGGAAGUUUAUCGUCUGCAGUAUCAGAUUUGUAUAGUAGCUUCGAUCUUAUUGGUCCUGCAGCUCAAGAAUAUAUCAGGCAAGAGUUUGUGCUUGCUGAACCUGAAAAAGCGGACAUAGCAGUGAAAGGAGCUCCCUUGAUUUAUGAUAGUAUCCUAUUUAGAAUCCAUGGGACCUUCAAACUCAAGUCAGUGGAUAUGGUUAUUCAUGUUUCUAGAAUGAGCGAUAAUGUGGAGAGUUCUAUGAGACUUUUUGAUGCUUUAACUAGGAGAAAGUUUGCUGAGACUGGCUUGUCUGGUUGUGGAAUUUGGUUAUCUGUUAAGCAAACAAGCGUUGAGAUAUUGGGCAAGGAACAAGUGGAAGUGCUCACUGAUUUGUCAGGAGUACAGUCUGUAAUUUUUAGAUAUCAGAAUGAAAGAGGAAAACUUACUGAUCACCCUGUACUGAAGGAUCUGUUGCUGCAAUCUCUUAAUUGCUUAUAUGAAGUAUCACUUUCUAAUUGCAUCAUUACUUUAUGGUUGGCUCCCCCUCCUGAAAUUGCAUCUUCUUCCUAUAGUCUCAGCAACAUGGUUGAAAGUUCCUCUAUGAAAAUUGAUUCUGAAAGGCCAACUCAUUGGUUAGUCAUAAAUGUUGAACUGGGUGAGAUUUCUAUGGCAAGAAGCUCUCAAAAGAAUGUUCUGGUUGGACUACAUCAGUUGAUUAAGCUUCAAUCAUCUCUUUCUGUUGGCGGUGAAUUUCAAACAAUCUCGUGGAGAAGUCAGGGUGGUAUCAUUUUCCUUGAAACAACAGCUUUGGCAAUGUUCACUCGAUGUUUUGCAUCAUAUCUUCACUGCGCCACACAUCUUUUCUCUCUCACUCAAUCAUCUGCCGAACACAAGGAAAAAUCUUUACGUGAUGUGUCAGGGACUCAACCAAAUGAUAAUUCUGUUAAGGAGCAUGCUCAAAAGACUCUCUAUGCAUCUCUGCAAGCCAAAAAGCAACUGAUCGAAGCUUUUCUAAUAGACGUGUCCCAGUUUUCUCUUGUCCUUGUGGUUGAAGACGAAUCUAGUGGUGUUCGGGAAUUCAUACUUGAGGUUGAUAUGAAGUUUGAGUUAGCAAAUAUGAGAAGGAAAUUUAAAUUUGACCUUUCUCGAUUAUCAAUCUUGUCUCAAGUCCUUCAUGAUAGUCUGGAAAAGCAAAUGCAAAUUCCUCAUUUUUCUUCUGGCACAUUAUCCGGGGAUUCUGCUAUAGGAUUUCAACAUAAAAAUGAGAUUCAUUCAGUUAAUGAAGCAAGUUGCUCCAGUGAUCCUGUUCCCCAGAACGAAGUUUUAGUAAAAAAUUGUGAAUCUAAGGUAUUCCAUUCAAGUCAUCAGAACCAAAUCUUGAAGCAAUUAUGUGCUUCUAUGGCAGUGGAGAAGCAAGAUAAUGUUCCUUUGCACCUAAAUCAGGUUUGGGUGGGCAGUGGUUUGGUUUCUGGAUUUGAUUUGACAAUUUCACUGUCUGAAAUACAGAUGAUUUUGUCUACAUUCUCAUCCUUCUCUGGGUUAUUUGGCAUGAAAAUGACAAGCAAAUCAAACGAAAGGCAUGGGUCCAGUAGCCAUGAAUUGGAAAAUAGUAUGGAAGAAAUGGUUCCAAAUGGAGCAAUUGUUGCAAUUCAAGAUGUCCACCAGCACAUGUACUUUACUGUUGAGAGUGGAGAAAAUAAGUACAGUUUAGUUGGGGCGGUUCAUUAUUCUCUUGUUGGAGAAAGGGCGCUUUUCAGGGUCAACUACCACCAUCAAAGAAUAUGGAUGUCGCAAGUUGUAUGGUUCUCCUUGAUAUCAUUGCAUGCCAAGAAUGAUUUGGGGGAACCCUUGCGUUUAAACUAUAGUCCAGGAUCAGGUUUUGUUGACAUCUCUAGCACUAACGAUAGGAGUUGGGCCCUUUGGAGAUUACUUUCUUGUGAGCCCAAAAGUUAUAAGGGCGAUAUAGACUGGGAGCCUUACAAUCAGUUGGUUAAAAGGACCUUUUACCUCGUGAACAAGAAGAAUGAUUGUGCUGUUGCUUUCGUUAAUGGAAUUCCAGAGUUCGUAAGGAAGCCUGGAAAUCCAUUCAAGUUGAAAGUAUUCCAUCAUCUUUCCUUGGCUCGUAAUACUGUAAAGCUAGAUAGUCACCCUGUGGAAGCUCCGCAAACUAGUCUGCAACAUGAUGCACAUCUGGGUGAAGAGAAAGCUUCUGGGCUGAGCAAUAAUCCCCCUCGCAUUGAUAUCAGAAUUGACAAAAUUUCUCUCACCGUUGUUCAUGAACUCUUGGAUACAAAGGACAGAUUCCCUCUCCUUUGUGGUUGCAUUAGUAAUGUUAAUCUUAUUCUACAAGUUCUAUCUACUAAAACCCGUGUUAUAAGCACAUCAAGUACUGCAGUAUAUUACUUUGAUGCCCAAAGAAGCUUAUGGCGAGAACUUCUUUACCCUGUUGCAAUAUGCAUAUUUUACCGUUCUAGUUCCCAGAUUCAGGAUUCAGAAGCUCUUUCACAUGGAGUGCCUGUUCAUAUCUAUUGCAGAUUUAGUGAGUUAAACAUAUCCCUGACUGAGCUUUCAUUAGACAUGCUUCUCUUUGUCAUUGGGAAAUUAGAGUUGGCUGGUCCUUAUUCAGUGAAAAGCUCCAUGAUUCUAGCCAAUUGCUGCAAGGUAGAGAACCAAUCAGGCUUAAACCUUCUUUGUCAAUUCUACAAUGAGCAAAGUUUAUCAAUAGCUAGAAAUCAGUCGGCUUCUGUUUUUUUAAGGAACUCAGGUAUAGCCAACCAAUCUCCAGAAAUCAAAUCAGUUGUUUCACUUCAACUUGCCAAUCUUGGAUCCCUCAAAACUUCUCCCAUUCGCAUUUCGCUUUUAGAAGCUCAAGCACUCGCCUGCAGGACACGAAUAAUGUCGGUCGAAGAUUCAAAAACAUACCCUGGGCCUUUUCUAGUAGUUGACAUUUCAAGAAAAUCUGAGGAUGGAUUGUCAAUUGUAGUUUCUUCUUUGACAAGAAUACAUAAUGAAACUGGAUUCGCUAUGGAGUUACGAUUUCAACGACGGGAACAUAAUGACAAUGAGAUUGCUUCUGCAUUGCUAAAAUCGGGAGAAACAAUUGACGAUUCCGUGGCCAUGUUUGAUGCUGUAAGUUUGUCAGGUGGAUUAAAGAAGGCACUGGUAUCUAUAAGUGUUGGUAACUUCUUAUUUUCCUUCAGACCUGAAUUUUCAGAUGGCUCAACAAAUUCUAAGGAUUCCCUUUCAGUGGAGUGGUCAGAUGAUCUUGAAGGUGGGAAGGCAGUUCGUCUCUCUGGAAUUUUGGGUCAAUUAAGCUAUAGAGUCCGAAAGGCUUUAUUUGUUGGAUCUGCAAAAUGUUCCUUCAGUACAGCAUGCUGUGUUCUCAAAUCCAACGGUUCAGAUGUUGCAAGCAUUCAUUUUUUGAUUCAGAGGAUUGGAAGAGAUGUGCCUGUCGUAUCUUCUGAUACAUUCAGAGAUGGGUUUAAAAAUAGGGAUUUACCCGUUGCUUUACGAGAACAAAAGGAAAUUUUUCUUCUUCCGACCAUACAGGUGUCCAAUUUAUUACACACAGAGAUUUAUGUUGUUUUGAGUGAAACAGAUUUAUGUACAACUCGUGGCUAUGAAAACAUCGGGAAAGAAGCAACCAUAUCAUGUGGUUCAACAUGUGAUCUUUAUGCUAAUCCUGCCAUUAUUUUCUUCACUGUCACUUUAACUGCUUUUGAUACAAGCUGCAAACCAGUGAAUAGUGGUGAUUGGGUCAAAAAGUUACAAAAGCAGAAAAUUGAUGCCCAUCAUCUGGACAUUGAUCUGGAUUUUGGUGGUGGAAAGUAUCGUGCUACCUUAAGAUUGUCUCGAGGGGACCGAGGCAUAUUAGAGGCUGCUAUUUUUACAUCAUAUGCCCUGAAAAAUGAUACUGAUUUUUCUCUUUAUUUCUUUCCACCUGAUAAGAAGCCUCUAUCAAGGGAUGAAGCUGGGAAGUCUGGUUCCAACAUACCUCUGGAGUUGGGAUUACUUGUGCCUCCAAAGUCAAUUAAAUCAUGGUUAUUAAAAUCUAACAAAGUGCAGCUCAAAUUGUUAGAAGACUGUGCAUCAGAGUCACUACUAGACUUGGAUGCAUUAUCAGGUCUUACAGAGAUAAGCUUGGAAGUAGAAGAAGGAUCUGGAGUCAAAUCUACUACAAAGCUUGGGGUGUCCAUGGGGCCACUUUCAAGUAAAGUAGAUUUGCCAUCUCAAUAUGUGACCAUGGUCCCACGUUAUGUUGUAUUAAAUGAAUCAGAUGAAAGUAUCACUGUCCGUCAAUGUCAUUUACAGGAUGACAUGACAGGCAUGAUCUGUGUUAGCAGCAAACAGAGAAUAACUUUACAGCUGCGGAAUGGAGUUAGCAAGGGGACAGAGUUCAGUUUAUUUGAGAAUUUUAUUAGAAAGCACAGAAAUGCUAAUGAUGACUUGUUACUAUACAUCCAGUUUCAAUUGAAUGAUUCUGAACUUAAUUGGUCAGGGCCAGUUUGUAUUGCUUCCUUAGGACGCUUUUUCCUGAAGUUCAGGAAAAACAAAUCAAAUCAAUCCACUGCAGCAGCAGUACAUAUAACAGAAUUUGCAGCUGUUCAUGUCGUAGAAGAAGGUUCUUCUCUUGUUCUGCACUUCAAGAAACCUCCAGAUGUCAGUCUACCAUAUCGAAUUGAAAAUUGCUUGCAAGAUGUAGCUAUAACUUACUACCAAAAGGAAUCAAUAGAGACAGAGAUUCUAGAACCCAGCCGUAGUGUGAAUUAUGUCUGGGAUGAUUUGACUCUUCCACAUAAACUGGUUGUCCAAAUCAGUGAUAGUGUUGUGCGUGAGAUUAAUUUGGAUAAGGUACGACCAUGGAAGCCUUUCUACAAAUUUAGGCAGCAAAGAGGAUUGGCAUCUAAUUUAUUUUUUAAUAAAAGUUCUGGGGACCAGAGGAACAACUUUGGUGAAUUUAAUGGCGUGGAGACGGUGGAAGUGGGUUACGAAGUAUAUGCAGAUGGUCCCACGCGGGUUUUACGAAUCUCUAUCUCCGGUAGUCACAAGGGAGAGGCAGUGUUUCAAUCAUGCACAAAGAUUCAACUAAGAGUUUCCCAUUUCGCAAUCCACCUACUUGAACGUGGAAAGCAGGAUGGAGACGAGAGUGAGUUGCCAGUUUAUUCCCCGAUCAUAAUUGCGAGGCUUGGGAAUAUCAAUUUGGAUUCUGCAUUUACUGAUCGGUACAAAUAUAACCAGAUCAGUUUACAGUCAUUGUCUUUAGAGGAGAAGUGGGUAGGAGCUCCUUUUGCAGCAAUGCUUCGCAGGCAUCAGUUAGACGAUAGCAACCCAAAUGAUUGUGUACUGAGAGUUGAUUUUGUGCUGCUUUCUGCAAGUUCCAAUGUUAUACAAGUAAAAUACUCAUCUAUAGUUUUGCAGCCAGUUGAUUUGAACCUUGAUGAGGAGACAUUAAUGAGAAUCGUCCCAUUUUGGAGAACAUCUCUCAGUGACUCUACUUCUCAUAGCCGGCAGUUUUACUUUGACCAUUUUGAGAUCCAUCCAAUCAAGAUUUUUGCAAAUUUUCUUCCUGGGGAAUCAUUCUCUAGUUAUAGCUCAGCCCAGGAGACUUUAAGGUCCUUACUGCAUAGUGUGGUAAAGGUGCCUCCCAUAAAAAAUAAAGUUGUUGAGCUCAAUGGAGUGCUGGUUACCCAUGCUCUGAUAACGAUGCGUGAAUUAUGUAUCAGAUGUGCACAACAUUAUUCAUGGUAUGUCAUGAGGGCCAUCUAUAUCGCAAAAGGAAGCCCAUUGCUUCCACCGGGUUUUGUCUCUAUAUUUGAUGAUUUGUCUUCAUCCUCUCUUGAUGUUUUCUUUGAUCCUUCCCGUGGAUUGACGAAUCUUCCAGGUUUAACUUUAGGUACAUUUAAACUCAUCCGUAAGUGUAUUGAUGGUAAAGGGUUCUCUGGGACAAAACGCUACUUUGGUGAUCUAGAAAAAACUUUGAGAACAGCGGGAUCUAAUGUACUCUUUGCUGCUGUAACUGAAAUAUCAGACUCUGUUCUGAGAGGAUCAGAAACAAGUGGUUUUAAUGGAAUGGUAAGUGGCUUUCGUCAAGGAAUAUUGAAAUUGGCUAUGGAGCCAUCAUUUUUAGGAACUGCUUUGAUGGAAGGUGGUCCAGAUCGAAAGAUCAAACUUGAUCACAGUCCUGGGGUUGAUGAGCUAUAUAUUGAAGGAUACCUGCAAGCUAUGUUGGAUACUCUGUAUAGACAAGAAUAUCUUAGAGUCAGAGUCAUUGACAAUCAGGUGUUCCUGAAAAACCUACCCCCAAACAGUUCGCUCAUUGAGGAGAUUGUGGACCGUGUGAAAGCAUUCCUUAUGAGCAAGGCAUUGUUAAAAGGAGAUUCUUCAACUACUUCUCACCCCUUGCACCAUAUUCGACGAGAAAGGGAAUGGAAAAUUGGACCGACAGUGCUGACGUUGUGUGAACACCUAUUUGUGAGUUUUGCAAUCCGCAUGUUGAGAAAGCAAGCAAAUAAGUUUAUGGCAAACAUCAAAUGGAAAAGAGAAUCAGACGGUGACAAUCAUAAAGAAAUAGUCCCCGCAAGCCCCACUGAAGAUGACCCCCAGAAGGUAAAAUUCCUAUGGAAAUGGGAAGUUGGCAAGUUUGUGUUGUCAGGCAUGCUGGCAUACAUUGAUGGGCGAUUAUGUCGAGGUAUUCCGAAUCCUGUAGCACGACGGAUUGUGAGUGGAUUUUUGUUGAGUUUUCUUGACAAACAAGAACAAUGAAUGAACUACUUUUGUAUAGCUUUGUAGCCGUAAUGUGCAUGGAUGUUAUUAUUUUUAUUUUUGAUGAUGCGAUAUAGGACAAGUUAACCAGGAUUCCUUGUAAAUUUUAGUUUAUUUAUGGCUUUCCCCAGUA
This is a messenger RNA of Carya illinoinensis, 9833 nucleotides long. RefSeq lists its product as uncharacterized. The transcript is spliced from 36 exons. The record is from RefSeq and is a predicted model, not a curated record. NCBI's taxonomy places the organism in Eukaryota, Viridiplantae, Streptophyta, Magnoliopsida, Fagales, Juglandaceae. Gene Ontology annotation, biological process: protein retention in Golgi apparatus; protein targeting to vacuole. The coding region runs from base 221 to 9700 and encodes 3159 amino acids. Gene Ontology annotation, cellular component: extrinsic component of membrane.